Caenorhabditis elegans is the source of this 1458-nucleotide messenger RNA. RefSeq names its product 26S rRNA (cytosine-C(5))-methyltransferase nsun-5 (gene nsun-5). The record is from RefSeq and is marked reviewed. NCBI's taxonomy places the organism in Eukaryota, Metazoa, Nematoda, Chromadorea, Rhabditida, Rhabditidae. Bases 494 to 1351 code for a protein of 285 amino acids. The transcript is spliced from 7 exons. Gene Ontology annotation, molecular function: RNA methyltransferase activity; methyltransferase activity.
AUAUUUUUUGUCGAAAACUAUUCAAAUUUAGAUGGCAACCGAUGCGCUGUACAACGAGGUCGCCGAAAUUAUCCGCUGCGUUUUGGCCAAGGAGAAAAGUGUGAGAAAUGCGGUCUACGGGAGUUCGUAUAAAAACAAAAAGGCGCUUCUCCGACUUUCGUGUGAAUCGCUCAAAUUUCGGCCGGUUUUCGAUGAAAUUCUACAAGAUAAGGAGCUAAAAUCGAUGAAACGCGAUGCGAAUAUCGGUGGAUCCGUCGAGCUGCUCUAUGUGCUCAUGUAUGAGACACUUGUUGGCUCCGGAUUGACCAGAUGCUCUCAGGAGUUGAAAUCUGUAAUUUCAAGGAGAAUUCAGAGGAUUAAGGAGGUGGAGCACGCGAUGCAAGACGAGGGAAGAGGAAUUAAGGCGAUGAAAGAAGCGGACGAUGGAAUGAAAAAGAUCCAAAUCCCCCGAUAUGCGCGUAUCAAUACACUGAAAUGGACUGCAGAUGAAGCUAUGAAGACUCUCGAAACCGAAAAAUGGAAGAUUCUCGGGACACUGAAACCCGAGAAUUUCGCGGAAAUGGUGACAAAAAUGAAGGAUGAUGAGGUGUAUGUGGAUCCGCAUGUCGAGAAUUUGAUUAUUUUUGCGCCGAAUAUUCAGAAUUUUUAUGAAUAUUGGAUGGUUGAGCAGAGAUAUUUGAUUUUACAGGAUAAGGCUUCAUGUCUCCCGGCCUUCCUGCUCAAUCCACGUCCCGGCUCCCAAGUAUUCGACACGUGUGCAGCUCCUGGAAUGAAGACGAGCCAUGCGGCGGCAAUUAUGGAGAAUCAGGGAAAAGUAUGGGCGAUGGAUCGUGCGGCGGACCGUGUAGCCACUAUGAAGCAGCUCCUUGACGCCUCGAAAGUCGCAAUCGCCAGCUCAUUUUGUGGAGAUUUUCUGAAAACUGACGUCACUGAUAAGAAAUUUUCAAAGGUCAAAUUCGCGAUUGUAGACCCUCCGUGCUCUGGAUCAGGAAUUGUUAAGCGAAUGGAUGAGAUUACAGGAGGAAAUGCGGAGAAGGAGCGCCUCGAGAAGCUUAAAAAUUUGCAGGCAAUGAUCCUAAAGCACGCUCUGAAGCUUCCCGGCCUGAAACGAGCCGUCUACUCAACAUGCUCUGUACACGAAGAAGAAAAUGAGCAAGUUGUUGAUGAAGUGCUCCUGGACACGUAUGUCCGUCAAAAUUAUGUGCUCAAGAAGAAUGUGCUCCCAGAAUGGACAUAUCGCGGACUGAAGACCUAUGAAGUUGGAGAACAUUGUUUGAGAGCAAAUCCGAAGGUCACACUUACCAAUGGAUUUUUUGUCGCUGUUUUUGAACGGGUCAAGAGCUCGGAAUAAUUUCAUGGAAUUGUGUUUUUUUUUGUUACUGAAAUUGAUAUAUUUGUUGAGUUAUUGAGUUUUUGUUGUUGAAAAUUGAAAAUUAAAUAAAUAUUGUUUUCGAAAAA